CAGCAGCAAUGGGAGGCCCGUAAUCUGCCAGCACCCUAUGACAAAAUGGAACCCACCAGCAGUGUGAGGAGACCUGAAAGUGGCACAUGGCAGAGUGUGGCGAUGGAGACAGCAGCAAUGGGAGGCCGUACAGGGACCCCUGGCAGAUUACGGGCCUGGCAGCAGCAAUGGGAGGCCCGUAAUCUGCCAGCACCCUAUGACAAAAAAUGGAACCCACCAGCAGUGUGAGGAGACCUGAAAGUGGCACAUGGCAGAGUGUGGCGAUGGAGACAGCAGCAAUGGGAGGCCGUACAGGGACCCAUGAGACACUCUGGACCUGGCAGCAGCAAGA
Molecule: messenger RNA, 331 nt
Organism: Staurois parvus
Lineage: Eukaryota; Metazoa; Chordata; Amphibia; Anura; Ranidae
Source: the annotation of a GenBank genome assembly